AGCCGUACCCGCCCCUUCCGCCCCCGCCCCCGCCGGCCUCGCCACGCCUCCUGCCAAGCCACGCCCUCCCGCGGCAAAGGCGGCGGCACAGGCACAACUCACACGAGGACCAGCAAGGCCCGCUCCGGCCUGCGACAGGACUCGAGAGAAGAGACCGGCAGAGGAGGACCCAUUUCCGAUGAGGUGUCCCUGAGGACCGGGAGCGCCUGUCACCCUGAGGUUCCUGGUGGGUGCCCGUGUCCCACUGUGAUGCCUGUUGCAUGGCCAUGUCCCAGUGAAGUGUGUUGUGGUUCUGUCCGCGGCAGGCACAGCAGUGGGAGCAGCAGGCUUCAAAAUCCACCUACACAGGUCCUGCCCAGCUCCGCCGCAGCCUCCGUCGCCUGCCGGGCUGGUGGAGAAAGGCCUCGUGACGUCACAGAGCCUUGCGUGACAUCAGCCCAUGACUUGGCAGGUCGGCAACCCCCUUGCAAGCACAGACACGCGAGGCGGCCACUCGGUGCUGGUGGUCACUGCCUGAACUCUGCUCAGGGUAACAGCCCAAGCCAGCUCGUGCAUCGAGAUCUUUUUCCUCAGGAGAGACCAUGAUAACUCUCAGCCUGGCUCUCCCCCUGACCGUGGCUCUCUGCACGUUGUCACUGUUGCCUGCUGGUCUUCGCAUUUACAUCAACCCCACCUGGCUCAUUGUGGAGAGUGAAGCUCCUCCUGAAGACCUGAAGCAGCCACCCGUUGAUGCGGAGAGCAUGACCACCGAAUGGGACAGCAGCAUCGACGUUCAGAGCCCCUACGGCUUGGUUAGGAUCAUGAUGGACGCUGUUAUUGAGGGUCUGAGGAAGCUGCCCUUUGUGGGAGAGAGCAUGGUCCCCAAACGGCACAGCAGCACUGGCCCCCGCAGCCCCCAGAGCUGGGUCAGGCUCAGGAAGGACGUCGCUCCUGUGGGCCCGAAGGAACUGCCCGUUGUCGCCAAGAGCGUGGCCUCUGACCCGCCCUACCCUCUGGGCCAGCUUUGGGACUCCCUUGCCCAGGCGGACAGGACCCAGCUGUGUUGCAGGGCCUUGCAAAGCCUGUGGCUGUGCUUCCUGUCUUGGGUUGCACUUCGCCUCUGGAGAAAUGGGAACAGACCCCAGGGACAGGGAAAGGAACGGCCGGCCUCAUCUUCUGUGGGAACAGACUGCUCGGAGGAGGGCACCUUCAGCUCUGAUGAAGCCGUCCACCAGCUGGAGGCCAAAAUCACCCCGCUGGCCAGGUGCACCAGGCUUGUCUACCGCCUCCGCCUGAAAGUGUUCCCGCACCAGCACUCCGAGAAGAAGGCGGAAGGCGAGGCAAGCGGAGGAGAGCCUUCUCUAGCUCCCUGUGCACCUCCACCUAGGGCGUGCUCUCGGCGGAUUGGCAAGAGGAGAUGCAGGGGUGCAAGGUGACAGGCAGCUGGUGCGUUGGGACAUGCCUCAGCCCACCAAAGGCUCCGGGAGUGAGGGCACCUCCACCGACUUCUUCUGCUGGCUGGAGGCCGUUAGCGCCCCGAUGGUCAUGCUCCUGCGGGUGGCCAUGGCCAACGGCCGGCCACGUCCUGGUGGGUCGCCCGUGCCUGUCCAGCACAACAGCCAACGGGUAUUUGCCAACUCCGUUGAGGACCUCUGGGGAGGGUCCCCCUUUUCCGCCCUCCCAAAGGUGCUGCCAGGGCCGACUGGCAUCCAAAGGGCCGGGGCUCAUCUCUGCCUCCCCAGAGGGAACAGCCAAGCAUGCCCGUGCAGCAGAGACGCCUGGGAAACUCGGCAAAACUCCUGCUGGGAGCAGCCUACUUCCUCAAUCUUCUAGCACUGCUCAGAUCAAUAAAGUGCUUUGUUCCUGUA
Phalacrocorax carbo (great cormorant) is the source of this 1847-nucleotide messenger RNA. NCBI's taxonomy places the organism in Eukaryota, Metazoa, Chordata, Aves, Suliformes, Phalacrocoracidae. The record is from RefSeq and is a predicted model, not a curated record.